Messenger RNA from Pungitius pungitius (ninespine stickleback), 3919 nucleotides. RefSeq names its product glutamate receptor, metabotropic 2a (gene grm2a). The transcript is spliced from 7 exons. Gene Ontology annotation, molecular function: group II metabotropic glutamate receptor activity. Gene Ontology annotation, cellular component: plasma membrane. The record is from RefSeq and is a predicted model, not a curated record. Lineage: Eukaryota; Metazoa; Chordata; Actinopteri; Perciformes; Gasterosteidae. Bases 875 to 3556 code for a protein of 893 amino acids. Gene Ontology annotation, biological process: regulation of synaptic transmission, glutamatergic; G protein-coupled glutamate receptor signaling pathway.
GGAGGAAAGAGUCACAGCCGCCCCUCGAAAAGCGAGUGUCCCCCUGCGCGCGUCGCCGUGCCAUCUGGGACUGACCUCCCACUCCUCCGUGCCGUGUCACAACUUGUUUUCGGUUCCCAAAGAAAAAUUUCCGUCGCUGAAGAUGAGCGGUCUCUAAAGAAUAUUUAAUAUAAUGUACUUUCGCCCCCUCCUGACCGCUUGGACAUAUAAAGGGAGCGAUUUUUAACCCGUCUUCACAUCCGAUUCAACAGUUUACAAACCGGAACAAAGCGGCUGAAGGAAUUCUUUACCAAUAUGCUCUACAUUACAUAAUGUUCAUGUGCGAUGAACCAGACUAUCUCCAGGACUGUUCAUGCGUGGAGCAAACACGCCUUUGUGCAGGUGUCUAACCCGUCUUGAUGAUUGAUGUUCUCCAAUGUUGAUGGCUAGUCCGAUUUUUUUUUUAUAUUGUCGGUAACAAGAUUUUUUGCAACGCCUCCUCGAGUAACAGCACCACGGACAGCUCCUGGCACGCGGCUCAGUUGCAAGCGGUUCAAACUUCAGGCAGCGACGCACUCGCCUCCUUUAUUCAUUCAUCCAUUGGCUCAGCGCCACUCUGGUUCACGUUCACGAAUGUUUAAGGCUUAACAAACUCAACAGUGCUGCAAAGGAUGUACUUUGGCUUUUCUCGCUCCAUCCAUCCGACGCCAGCGCUGGAAACCGAGGAACCCUGCAGGCUGUAAUCUACAACAAAACUCUGAAGCAUAGGAGGACGAAAAGGAUGGAGCCGAUGCUGUAAAUAGCCUCUGUCAGAAGCUUCGAGAUCUGAUGCUGCCAUCAUCAAAAGCCUGCUAGACGUUGAUUAGAAACCACAAGCAGGACAGUGACCAGGGAUAUGUCAUUGGAGAAAUCCCCUGUGUCGGGGGUGCACCCUGUGCCCCGACCCUUCUGGCUGUCCCACCUCAGCCUGCUGUGCUUAUGUGUGUCUCUCUUUGCCCAAGCUACCCAGGGUUUGCCUGUGGUAAGUUAUAACACUGACCUCAAGAGGGAGAUCACAGUGGAUGGCGAUUUGAUCAUUGGUGGCCUUUUCCCUGUGCACCAGAAGGGUGAGGGAGUAGAGGACUGUGGGAAGAUCAAUGCUCAGAGGGGGAUCCAAAGACUGGAGGCCAUGCUGCUGGCACUGGAUGAAAUCAACAAGAAUGAGCGCAUCCUGCCCGGAAUCCGACUGGGAGCUCACAUACUGGACACUUGCUCCAAGGACACUUAUGCUCUGGAGCAGUCUCUGGAGUUCGUCAGGGCCUCCCUCACCAAAGUGGAUGACAGUGAGUACACGUGCCCCGAUGGCUCCUAUGCCAUCCAUGAUGAUGUCCCUCUGGCUAUCUCUGGGGUCAUUGGAGGCUCCUACAGUGAUGUCUCCAUUCAGGUGGCCAACCUGUUGCGGCUCUUCCAAAUCCCUCAGAUCAGCUACGCCUCCACCAGUGCCAAGCUCAGCGACAAGACCCGCUACGACUACUUUGCCCGCACCGUUCCCCCUGACUUCUACCAGGCAAAGGCAAUGGCAGAGAUCCUGCGUUACUUCAACUGGACGUACGUAUCGACAGUGGCCUCAGAGGGGGACUACGGUGAGACGGGCAUUGACGCCUUCCAGCAGGAGGCUCGGGCCCGCCAGAUCUGCAUCGCCACCUCCGCCAAGGUGAGCCGCUCCAUGAGCCGCUGGAGUUACGAGAACGUGAUCCGCUCUCUGCAGCAGAAGUCCAACGCCAAGGUGGUCAUCCUGUUCACGCGCAGCGAAGACGCCCGCGAGCUGCUGGUGGCGGCCAACCGCAUGAACGUCACCUUCACCUGGGUCGCCAGUGAUGGCUGGGGAGCGCAGGAGAGUGUGGUGAGGGGCAGCGAGGCCGUGGCCGACGGGGCGUUCACCAUCGAACUGGCGUCCUAUCCCAUCCCCGACUUUAACGACUACUUCACUGGCCUUCACCCGUACAACAACACCAGGAAUCCCUGGUUCAGAGAGUACUGGGAAAACCAGUUCCAAUGCAGCCUCCAUGAACUGGGCUGUGGCAAGCACUCUCUGCGCGAGGCUCCGUUUCAGCCAGAGUCCAAGAUCAUGUUUGUGGUGAAUGCCGUCUAUGCAAUGGCUGUUGCCUUACACAACAUGAGGCAGGCCUUGUGCCCCAACUCCACCAAUGUGUGUGAGGCGCUUAAACCUGGCAACGGCAGAAAGUUUUACAGGGACUACAUUCUCAAGGUCAAGUUUGAGGCGCCAUUUCGUCCACCAGACACUGAGAAUGUAGUCCGCUUUGAUGCCUUUGGGGAUAGCCUUGGCCGUUACAAUAUUUUCCACUACCACAAAGAAGAUGGACGGUAUGUCUACCGUAAGGUUGGCUACUGGGCUCAGAGCUUAACCCUGAACACCAGCCUAAUCCCCUGGCCUGGGCUGGUUCCCCCAACCUCACAGUGCAGUGACCCCUGCAGGAAGAACGAGAUUAAGAGUAUGCAGCCUGGGGAUGUGUGCUGCUGGAUCUGUAUCCCGUGUCAGACCUACCAGUAUUUGCAGGAUGAGUUCACUUGUGCUGACUGCAGCUUUGGACAGUGGCCCCUGAGCAACCUGACAGGCUGUUAUAAUCUGCCGGAGGAGUACAUACACUGGGAAGAUGCUUGGGCUAUUGGACCCGUCACCAUUUCCUUUCUUGGGAUGAUGUGUACGCUCUUCGUCAUCGGCCUUUUCCUCAAACACAAUGAGACACCCGUGGUGAAGGCCAGUGGCCGUGAGCUCUCCUACAUUCUUCUGCUGGGGGUGUUGAUGUGUUACAGCAUGACCUUCAUCUACAUUGCAAAACCUUCCAUGGCAGUCUGUACUCUGCGUCGGCUAGGCUUAGGCACCUCGUUCGCUGUGUGCUACUCAGCCCUCCUAACCAAGACCAAUCGCAUCGCUCGGAUCUUCAGCGGGGUGAAGGAUGGAGCACAGCGGCCUCGAUUCAUCAGCCCAGCCUCCCAGGUUGCCAUCUGCGGCGGUCUGAUCUCCUGCCAACUGGUGGUGGUGGUGGUCUGGCUUCUGGUGGAGACCCCGGGGGUGAGAAAGGAAGUGAGCCCGGAGAGGAGAGACGUGGUCACACUCAAGUGUAACAGCAAGGACUCCAGCAUGCUCAUGUCCCUCACCUACAACUGCAUCCUCAUUAUCCUCUGCACGGUCUACGCCUUCAAGACCCGCAAAUGCCCCGAGAAUUUCAACGAGGCCAAGUUCAUUGGGUUCACCAUGUACACCACCUGCAUCAUCUGGCUUGCCUUCCAGCCUAUUUUCUACGUUACUGCCAGUGAUUAUAGGGUGCAGACAACCACCAUGUGCAUCUCUGUCAGUCUGAGCGGUUCGGUGGUGUUGGGCUGCCUCUUCGCUCCGAAGGUCCACAUCAUUCUGUUCCAGCCGCAGAAGAACAUCAGCACUCUCAGAGUGGCCACCACCCGCUUCAGCGUCACCACUGGCCCGGGCUCCAGUUUCUCUCAAGCAUCAGCCUCCAAUGUUGUUCCAACAGUGUGUAACGGGCGAGAGGUGGUGGACUCCACAACGUCCUCCUUGUGAACAUCAGCUGAGUUCCUCGGUCAAACAUUGUAAACAGAGUUAUAUAAUCACUAGUCCUGAAUCAGGUGUCUCAGAUAUUAAAGAGGUCAUACAGACGAUUGUUCUGACUUUGUUGUCCUCGAAGUGCUGUGAGUACAAUGUUUCAAUUAUUUUAUUUGUUCUUUGACUCGUAGCGAUUUGAAAUGGGAUACCAAUAAAGUCGCAUAUAACCCUUGUUUUAUUGAAGAUUCAACUUGCAACAAUGGAGUAAAUUAUAGUAAAUCUGUUAAAUGGAAUAUAUACAAGACGUUUUAAUGUAGACUUUGGUGAACCAGUUUGUGCUUUCUUGUAAUUUAUGUAAAUAAAAUGUGUUUUUUACUAAUA